UGACUUCAUGCUACAUGUUCUCCACAGCCAGGAGUCCUUAAGGAGCAAGUCUGCAUAGAGUAAUGAGCCAUUUAACAUUGAUGCCAGCCAGUGGUGUUGAUGCUGUUUUAACUUCUCUGAUAACCAAGGAACUGAGCUCGGCAUGGUUUGUACCUUGCCCCAGGACUUGAUCUUCAGGCUAAAUUGGGAUUUGGGAGACCUAAGGGGGGUGUGCAAGGCCCCUGGUUUCAUCCCCAGCUCUGCAAGAAAAAAAGGUGGACCCAAGGGGGAGAUGAGUGGACUAACAGGCGGAUUGGGCUGCAGGGACAAGAGAGAGCCUGGCCAUCUGCUCUAAGGUGCCUAAGCCCAGAAAAGCAGGUGGAGGGGAGCUAUGGGUGAGGAGUCUGACUUGGCUCAGUGCUUAGGGAGGAGUGUGGAGAGGAGCAGGGCUAGAGGCUGUUAGUGGUCAGUUCAGGACUUGGGGAUAUGGUUAGUCUCUAGCUACCCUACUUCCCAUAGUCCAUGUACUGAAAGGGAGUCUAAACCUCGCCUCACCUUCAUCCAGUCGCCUUCAACUCCCCACUCAACCCACUUGGGGUCCCCUCCAAGCCUGUCCUUGGACUGGCCUCCAAGCUUCCAAUCUCUCGGGUUCUGUACCUUUCCAGGCCUCACUAGGAACCCUGGUUUGGUGGACUCAGGUUUAUGGAGAGACUUCUGUACUCGAUAUAGGUUGGACUUGAGAGGUCACAUCUUAAACUCUCUACUUCUGGGUAAGACUGAUAAACUGAUGGAUCAUCGGAAGUGGCAACUCGGGAAAAGGAACUGCAGAUUUAUACCAAAAAUCCAGGUCGCUCUCAACCAAUGAAUCAAGCUGUGAAAUGGCCUGUGGAUUGGAUUGCAAAUUUUUUUUUUUUUUGGUACCAGGGAUGGAACUUGGGACCUUGCGCUUGCGUGGCAAGGAACCACUGCGCUAAAUCCCCAGCCCCGGAUUGCAAAUUCUUAAAGGUUUUUCUGUUGGUGACUUAUGUGGUAUCAUUUCUUGUCUUUACAGGGUCUCCCUAUGCAGCUCAGGGUGUCCUUGAACUAUGUACCCCAGGUUGGCCUCAAACUUGUGAUCCUCCAGCCUCAGUCUAAUGAGUGCUGGGACUACAGGCGUGCCACCACCACGCCCAGCUUUAAUCUAGUCGAGUAAUUUUCAGGGUUUCUGCUAAGGUGGUUAAACCGGAAUAAAAUUCAUUUGGAACAAAGCAUGAACAAAUAUUUUUGAAGAAGCACAAAUAUCCAUAUGAAGUAAAUGAAAAACUUCGUUCAUUGUUCUUAGCAACGAAACAUUUGAGGGUGACAAUGGGGACAGAAGCUAUUUUUCAGCCAUAUGACGUCACCGCUAACGGCCAUAGCAUCAUUGGAAGCUACGUGACAAACGUACGCAAAGACGAUGGGCCGCCCCUCCUGCCUCACAGGUCAAUCUGCGCAUGCCUGGCCUUGUGAGCGCUCUCUUGCAAACCCAAGAGAGCUGGGGCGAUGUCACGCGCUUAUCGCGUGUGCUGAUGGUCAGCGCACGCGCCACUUGACCCGGAAGUGCUUGGUGGGCGGUGCGGCUGGGCGCUAAGAUGGCGGCGGCGUGAGUUGCAUGUUGUGUGAAGAUCCAGGGGCAGCCGCCGUUGCUCGGGCCCCGCCAUGGCCGUCACCAUCACGCUCAAAACGCUACAGCAGCAGACCUUCAAGAUCCGUAUGGAGCCUGACGAGACGGUGCGGGCUGGGCCGGAGCCCCGGGCGGGAGCUACGGGUGAAGGUGUUGAAGGAGAAGAUAGAAGCUGAGAAGGGCCGUGAUGCUUUCCCUGUGGCCGGACAGAAACUCAUCUAUGCUGGCAAGAUCCUGAGUGAUGAUGUCCCCAUCAGGGACUAUCGUAUUGACGAGAAGAACUUCGUGGUUGUCAUGGUGACCAAGGCUAAAGCUGGCCAGAGUACCCUAGCACCCCCAGAAGUCUCACCCACUGCUGCCCCAGAGCCCUCGACCCCCUUCCAGCUGUCUCCUGCUUCAGGCAUGUCCCAUCCCCCACCUGCCACCAGAGAGGACAAGAGUCCAUCGCAGGAGUCUGCUACCACAACAUCUCCAGAGUCGGUGUUAGGCUCUGUUCCCUCUUCAGGUAGCAGCGGGCGAGAGGAAGAUGCGGCCUCCACGUUAGUGACUGGCUCUGAGUACGAGACGAUGCUGAUGGAGAUCAUGUCCAUGGGCUAUGAGCGGGAACGUGUCAUAGCUGCCCUGAGAGCCAGCUACAACAACCCACACCGGGCUGUGGAGUAUCUGCUCACGGGAAUUCCGGGAAACCCUGAGCCUGAACACGGUUCCAUCCAGGAGAGCCAAGUGUCUGAGCAGCCAGCCACAGAAGCAGCAGGAGAAAACCCCCUGGAGUUUCUUCGGGACCAGCCCCAGUUCCAGAACAUGCGGCAGGUGAUCCAGCAGAACCCAGCACUGCUGCCUGCCCUACUCCAGCAGCUGGGCCAGGAGAAUCCUCAGCUGUUGCAGUCCUCCUGGUGCUGUCCUGGGCCUUCAGUCUGUGAUGACCCCAGCCUAGGGAGACCACCCAGACUUCUGUAUGCUACACUUCCUCAUGGCUGACUUGACGUAUAGCUGCAGCACUUUCUAGACCUCUGAGACAGGACAGGCCCUCCCCAAGCUGACUUUUACUGGGGCCAUCUCGGCCCUGCCCCUGCCCCUACCUCCAUGGCUGCCAACCUCAUCUCUCACUGGCACCUUGACACCCUCUCACAAGCCUCUAAUUCCACAGCCACCCUGAUCCUUUGUCCCCUAGACCUCAGAUUCUGAAGAAGCACUUACUCUUCACUGUGAAACUGUCAGAUGUAUAAGGAGUACAGUUGCACCAGAGUCUUGAGACUUCCAACACUCAGAUAAGUGGAUUUGAAAAGGACACACAGUAGGGGUGCAGCUCAGUGGUGAGCGCUUGCCAAGCUUGCCGAGGGCCCUGGGCUCCGUCCCAAGCACCGAGUGGUUCCCGAGCUGGAUGUGGUGGCGCAUGCCUAGAAGCCCAGCGGCGAGGAGCCCGAGGCUGAGGCUGGAGGGUCGCUGCAUGCUCAAAGGCGGCCUGGACUACAUGGCGAGACCCCAUCUCAAAAGAAAGCCAAACAAACGAAAAGUUAGAAAAAGUCCCCAGACCGUGGCUCUCGUGGCUCUCCUGUGGGCCACCCUGCUUUCUCCAGGGUGUUCUUUUAUCUUGCUUUUUCCUCUUUCAGUCGGCCCAAGACUGUUUCAGAGCCAGUCUCUCUCUUACUCUUCACUUUUACUUUUUCAAUAAACUUUCCUGCUAAAAAAUAAAUAAUUAAAAAGUUC
Molecule: messenger RNA, 3328 nt
Organism: Heterocephalus glaber (naked mole-rat)
Lineage: Eukaryota; Metazoa; Chordata; Mammalia; Rodentia; Bathyergidae
Gene: Rad23a
Product: RAD23 nucleotide excision repair protein A
Biological process (GO): proteasome-mediated ubiquitin-dependent protein catabolic process; nucleotide-excision repair
Cellular component (GO): cytosol; nucleoplasm
Molecular function (GO): proteasome binding; polyubiquitin modification-dependent protein binding; ubiquitin binding
Source: RefSeq, a predicted model, not a curated record